GGAAAACAGGACAGUGCUGCGUCCGCACGUCAUAGGCCCUCUCUAGCCUCUAAACUUCUGGCCUCUUGGGCUGCUGUGCUUCAGGCCAUCGACACGUCACGCAGCACUCUAAUGCACCUUGUUGGUCCAAGUAUCCCGUCCGCGGUGGAGUGUGGACUCAUGCAUGAACGCUCCCUGGGGACGGCAGUCAAUCGCGUCCUGUCGGCGACCACAGAGCUUCGUAGCUUCCAUUAUGCCUUGGAUAUGCGCUAUCAACAUACCCAAUGUCCUUCGAGCACUCCGACCACAGCCGUUGAUCAGCAGUUCAUGUGCUUCGGUCCCCAAUGGGUGCCGGCUCGGUCCAAGGCUUCACGCGCCGAUCCAGCGGGCCCUCGGAUGGCACGAGCAGGAUCCAGUCCAUGGGGCCACCCUUUCCAGGCGUGUGCCAUGCCAUGCGGGCUACCUUUCGGCUGCUUGUCUUUUAAGUGGGCAGUCGUCGUUUGGCGCGGUAAUCAUUCCAACAAAGAAGUCCUCUCUUACACCAUCACUUCUCUGAACACCGCGGUCUGGAAAGGCACAGGUCUGACACCUUUCACACCGACGGCUGCGUGCUGCUCGCAACGCUGCCACGUUUCUCUUGUGAUUGACAACCACAAUGCAAAACGCAACACACACACACACACACUCGCUGCCACAGCUGAUAAACAAAAACCACACACGUUAUAAGAAUCUUUCCCUUGGGCCACAG
Molecule: messenger RNA, 727 nt
Organism: Pseudocercospora fijiensis CIRAD86
Lineage: Eukaryota; Fungi; Ascomycota; Dothideomycetes; Mycosphaerellales; Mycosphaerellaceae
Exons: 1
Coding region: 112-705 (197 amino acids)
Source: RefSeq, a predicted model, not a curated record